Molecule: messenger RNA, 1268 nt
Organism: Mizuhopecten yessoensis (Yesso scallop)
Lineage: Eukaryota; Metazoa; Mollusca; Bivalvia; Pectinida; Pectinidae
Product: coiled-coil domain-containing protein 137-like
Exons: 7
Coding region: 413-1267 (284 amino acids)
Source: RefSeq, a predicted model, not a curated record
UGUCUACAAGGUCACGCUAAUGAAGUGGUCCUCGACUCCAUCAAAUGCAUUGGUGUCCACAUCCAUAUUCACGUAGUUGUCUUCAACUAUCAGACUACUGUAUAUAGUCUGAUGAAAUUCAGAGCAACACCGCGUAACGGUCAGCUGAUUGGCAAACACAGUGGAAAAUGUAUAUAUAAGUUAUAACCACUUCUUAGCAGUUAUAUUGUUGCUGUUGACGAAUAUUUAGAUUCCUCCUUUAUUUCACGGAGCAUCCUGGUUUCUUGGGUACUUCUACUUGCCUCCCCGGAGCUUUCCCACUUUUGGACAGUUUUGAAACCGGAAGUGUGAAAUACGUCAUCAUUAUUGGGCUUUUGCGUACUUCACAUGCAGUGAGAAAAACAACGUGGUUUUAUUUACAUUCAUAUUUGACAUGGGUAAAAUAGGUAAACCUCAGAAAACCAGGAAACAUAAGAAGGUGUUGCCGUUCGACUCAUCACUUGAAGGUGACAGAAAGAGCUUUAGAAAAGACAAAACUGCAGACAGACCUCCCAAAAAUGAAGAGGAACAAGAAAUUCCUAGAAAACUCAAGUUUUUCAUGGACCACAAAGGAAGCUUCCCCAAGAAGAAACUAAACCGAAGAAAAAAGUUGAAACAGCAGAGUGAUAUCAAGGAAUACGCAGAAAAGGGCAUGACAAAGCCAAUGAGACCAGCACCAAAGUUUACCCAACACAGGAAUGAGAGUGAUAGAAAGUUCAUGGCAAGAGUAGACAGAGAAACUCAGUCUGUGAUAUUAACAUCCAAGCUGUCAGAUGAGUUUGAGGUUGACUUUGACGAACUUGAACAAGGAAACGUGACAAAAAAGAAGAAACAGACAAACAGUGCUAAACUGCAGAGACUGAAGGAAAAGAAAACCUUCAAGAAAGAAAAGAAAAUGGAACAACAAAUGGAAAAAAAGGGAGAUUUCUCAUAUCUAAAUGAUAAAGUACAAUUUGGAGAGGUCGCCAUGGCACCACCUAGUCUGAAGGCUAAACCUAGAAAAGCUCCUGGAUCCAAGGAUGCCGUCCCUAGGCCUGGCAAAAAAUCUUUACUUCUGAAGGCGAUCAUUGCAGAGAAUACAAAUCAGAACUCAGGAAAAGGGGUUUUAUCGUCCACACGAGAAGUUGGUCAGAUAUUAAAACGUAAACAGAUGUCCCUCUCACAGCAGCACAAGAUGGAUAAUGAACGUGACCGAGCAAUACAGUUGUAUAGACAACUCAGAGACAAACAAAAUAAAACACCAAGCUGAA